Nicotiana attenuata is the source of this 1187-nucleotide messenger RNA. RefSeq names its product aquaporin SIP1-1-like. Gene Ontology annotation, molecular function: water channel activity. The record is from RefSeq and is a predicted model, not a curated record. NCBI's taxonomy places the organism in Eukaryota, Viridiplantae, Streptophyta, Magnoliopsida, Solanales, Solanaceae. Bases 203 to 934 code for a protein of 243 amino acids. Gene Ontology annotation, cellular component: membrane. Gene Ontology annotation, biological process: transmembrane transport. The transcript is spliced from 3 exons.
UAGAAUAUGAGUAAUUAUUAAAUAAACAACCUUAACAAACCAAAUUUCCUACCAAAUAUACUUCUAAUGAAUCCCUUAAUUUAUAUUUAUAUAUUUAUAUACGUCCUUAUCCCCUAUUAGGUUGAUCAUCAUCUCAGUAUUCAGUAGCCAAAUAUAAAUUAUCGACAAAUUUCUACAGUCGAUUGAUUGAUUGAAAAUCAAAAUGGGUGCUGUAAAAGCAGCAGUGGCUGAUUUUGUGUUAACAUCGAUGUGGGUAUUUUGUUCAUCAACACUUGGGAUUUUCACUUACCUAAUUGCUUCUGCUUUUGGAAUUGCUCAAGGAAUCACUACUCUGUUUAUUACUACUGUUCUUCUCUUUGUUCUGUUUUUUGUGUUUGGGAUUAUUGGUGAUGCUUUGGGUGGUGCCGCUUUUAAUCCUGCUGGUACGGCCGCCUUUUAUGCUGCCGGUGUUGGAACCGACUCUCUCUUCUCUGUUGCCGCUCGAUUUCCUGCUCAGGCAGCUGGCGCAGUUGCUGGUGCAUUGGCGAUAUUGGAGGUUAUUCCUACGCAGUACAAGCACAUGCUAGGUGGACCUUCAUUGAAAGUUGACUUGCAUAACGGAGCCAUUGCUGAGGGGAUCUUGACUUUCAUAAUGACCUUUCUGGUCUUUCUUAUUGUACUGAGGGGUCCUAGAAAUGCAUUUCUAAAGAAUUGGUUACUUGCAAUGUCAACUGUUACCAUGGUAGUUACAGGUUCAAAAUACACCGGACCGUCUAUGAAUCCCGCCAAUGCAUUUGGUUGGGCGUACAUAAACAAUUGGCACAACACAUGGGAGCAAUUUUACGUCUACUGGAUCUGUCCCUUCGUAGGAGCAAUAAUGGCUGCAUGGACUUUUCGUGCUCUGUUUCCGCCUCCAGUAAAGCAGAAGAAGCCUCAGAAGGCAAAGAAAAAUUGAGAAAGAACACCUUCGUGCUGCUUCAAUUACUUCACUGAACUAGGUAGCAAUGUGGUUGAAGUAUGCCCUUAAAGCUGAAAGCCAUUUUUAACUUCUAAGGUGGAAUCAUAAUGGAUUCCUUUUGGAUUUGUUGGAAUUGUUAAUAAACCCCACUUUUCACAUUGAUCCAAAUUCAAGCAACUAUUAGUGCAAAAACUGAGUUGUCCAAAAGCUGGAUGCCCCUGAAUAUUUUCUUAUGCUUUUUUAGAUGCUU